GGAGCCUAUUUUUAUUGCUGUAUUAUCUGGGAAUGGAGUGAAAUGGAAUGAAGUCCUUGUCUAUGAAUUGCAGAGCUGAUUUGUAUUUUUUCUUUUAUUUUCUAGCUGAUAGGAUGCUAUCAACCAAAGAAAUCUGCGACUGAUUCUGAAAGUAAUUAUAUGACCAUAAACCUGCGACUUGCGCUUGGAUAUACAUUUGGUUUAUGUAUGUGCAUUGAAAAUGGUGGAUUCCUAAACCCUGCUAUAACAAUUGUGUUUAAAGUACUUGGUAAAAUGAAGUGGAAAGAGCUGUUUGCCAACGUACUUGCACAGUUCCUUGGUGCUUUGCUAGGAGCAGCACUAAUUUAUUCCAUUAAUUACGAGGGUACAGAGAAACCCGAAGUGAAAAGCUUGUUUAUGAAACUAGCGGAUGGAGUUAUCAGUAUUAGCAGUAUUUUUUUUACUAGUAAUGAACCUGCUACAGUUGCUAACCUCCAAACUUUUUUUGUAAAAUCUGGAUUACUGAUGAUGGGAGUGAUGUCAAUAAUCGAUGAACGUAGUGUAAACCCACCAAGGUAUGUGCAGCCGUUCUUGAUUGGCACAAUACUGUUUUCUGUUGGACUGACAACCAAUCACAAUACAUAUUGCUUCCUGAACCUUGCGCAGGAUAUUCCCCCACGGAUUAUAGCAGCUUAUUUUUGUGGAUGCUCAGAUUACUGGAAGCCAUAUGACCAUACCUGGUGGCCAAUUGAAGUUUUAGGACCGAUAACUGGUGCAUUUGCUGGAGCAAUUAUUUACAUAUUUCUGGUUGAGAUUCAUCAUAAAUCAUAUGAAUCUGAUGAAAGAAUUGGAUUAGACUUUCAAGAUAACACAGAAGAAUAUAUAGAAGAACCCUAUGGAGAUGUUAUGGUCCCUCAGAGAAAAGAAUCUAAAGAUGAAUAUGAUUCAGCCUAUGGAGAUAUGGUCGCUCUCAAAAAAGAAUCUAAAGAAGAAUUUAGUUCACCCUACGUAGAUGUUAUGGUUCCUCUCUAUUCGAAAAAAGGAACAGACAUGCAUGGAAGACAUAGAAAUCAGAAGAGAAAUAAAAAGAAAAAGUAACUAAUAUGGAGCUUCAGAUUGCAUGACGAAGGUAGUCAUCUGUGCUAACUACAGUUAAACCAAUCUCCGGAAAUUUGUGAUAUUUUCAUACUGUGUUAUCAAUUGUCUUCCGGGAUGCAAGUGCAGUUGGGUAUGACCAUGUGCAACAAAGUAGAAAUAGAUAAAGUAAAAACGCUCAUUUAAACAGAUCUCCCGGGAUUGGUUGCUUCCAACUUGCGACCAAUGGUUUGUGCACCAGUGGAAGUAUAUAUAGUACAUACUACAUGAAUUUCUCAUGUUACAUUAUUUGCUGUUUAUAUGUUGCAUCUUUUUUGUAGCUAAUGUAAACAAAAAUUUUUGCGUGUAUUGCUGUUGUAUUUGAGGGUCCCAGUGUUUGACACUGAUCGGGUUUCACCCUUGUGAAUCAAGUGCUCCGUAUCUUAGCCUAAUUUCUGAACUCAUUCAUAACUCUCUUUUUUAUGUGUGAUUAUUUUCACAUUCCGUCUAUGCCAACGGAGAUCAAAUUUCCACUUUGUGUGUUUAUUUAUUUCAAAAAAAAUAAAUAAAUUGAACUUAUAUACUUUAUUAUAAACCACUCAGUACUCGCUGUGUAUAAUUAUCACAAACCAGAUAAUAUAUUUUUCACAUUAAAUUAAAUUAGUUUUUUUUGUGUAUUUCAAUAAAAAAAAAAAUUUCACUUCGUGUUUGGGUUAAACAGUAAAACUAAUUAAAAAAAAAAUUGAAUUUAUAUAUAAUUAGUGUCUUUCUUGUAAAUCAUCACAAACCAGGUAAUAUUUUGUUGACAUUAUAUCAAAUUUGUUUUUUUUUUUGUGUAUUUAAAUAAAGUUAUUAAAAAUUAAUAAAUUGGCAACUUGUGGCAAGUCUACCCAAUCUCCCAAAUCAAGUGAAUAUUUUAAUAUUUUGUGUUUUGCAAAGGAGAUCAAACUUCAUUAUAAAACUCAGUAUUUCAAUAAAGUUAAUUAUUAGCUUCCAACAGAAACUUAAAAUGAGAAUUAGGCAAACUUUUAUAUUUUAUUUUUGGCCAAUAUUUUAUAUUGGCUGCCACAAAAAAAUUGGAAAUUUCAGAAAAAAAUUAAGGUUUUAAGCCUCAUACUGCCUUGAAAUAAAAAAAAAAGGGAUAUGUAUAUUUCUUCCUGAUUAUAUACUUUUAAUCUAAAGCAUUUAAUGGCAUUCCAUUAGACAUUGUUUACAUUCACCAAUAAAUUAUAUUAUUUCCUGUCUAGAGAUUUUUAGUAAAACCAAUAUUUGAGGACAUUUUUGAAAAUUUUUUGCUGGAAGUAUAUAUUUAAUAUUAUUAUUAUAGGUAUCCUUCCAUUGCUUAAUAAUAGAUGGCAUGCAUAGUCCAAGAUUGAAAUCUUUUUUAAGUUGUUUUACAAUGCUGUCCUUGAAAUAAGUUACAAUGAACGUGGAAUUCCAUGAGCAUGUUAAUUUUUACAGAUUUUAAGACUCCUUUUACCUAAAUUAAUGCUUUCAUUUUUUUUAAAUUAUUUUUGAUGUAUUUUAAGUGAAAUUCUGUACCAACUGAAAUCAGAAAAGUGCAAUCAAUUUAUCAAUCUGUGAGUAUAAAAAAACGAUUAGUUUAACUGUAUUUACUGUACAUCUGAUCAAAAAUCAAUAAUUUGAUUUGUGGUUUAAAAAAAAUUGAUAUACAAGUAUCUGCAAAAUGUAAAUCAGUAAAAGUUAGCCUCGCCUAGUAGCGGCAUCAAUUUCAAUUUUAAUGAUCCAAUUUUAUCAUUAAAGCUUUUAUGCUACAGUAUUUAAAACUGAUCUUAUUUGCUUCUUUUUGUAUGCUUUAAGUAGCUGAAUAAAUGUAACUGAUU
This is a messenger RNA of Anneissia japonica, 2897 nucleotides long. RefSeq names its product aquaporin-9-like. Lineage: Eukaryota; Metazoa; Echinodermata; Crinoidea; Comatulida; Comatulidae. The record is from RefSeq and is a predicted model, not a curated record. The transcript is spliced from 11 exons. Gene Ontology annotation, biological process: water transport; glycerol transmembrane transport. Gene Ontology annotation, cellular component: plasma membrane. Gene Ontology annotation, molecular function: glycerol channel activity; water channel activity. Bases 160 to 1077 code for a protein of 305 amino acids.